AUGUCGACGGCAAUACGAAGACUGAUUAAAAGCACAAAGGCAAUCAAAACGUACAGGAGAACAUGCGAAGGAGACGCAUUCCUCCACGGGAGGAUGCAGUCUGUCAUGUUUCUGCUGGAAGGGACAAACUGGGACUUGAUAUCCACUACAUAAAUGCCUUCAAAGGUCGGGGCAUUUUCACGACUGUUCCAUUCCAAAAAGGAGACUUCCUUUUGGAAUACAGAGGUAAACUCAUAACAAAAGACGAAUGUGAGCGGAGACACAGAGUUUAUCAUGACAGCCUGAAGGUGUUCAUGUUUGAAUUCAAGUUUGAUGGAAAACUCUGGUGUGUGGAUGCAUCUCAAGAAGAUGGGUCAUUAGGCAGACUUGUCAACGACAACCACAUCAGUCCAAGUGCUAAGAUGAAAAUAUUAAAUAUCAAUGGAAAGCCCCAUCUAUGCUUAUUUGCAAGCAGAGACAUAAGUCCAGGCGAAGAAAUAGACUAUAAUUAUGGUGACUCGGAUUGGCCCUGGAGAUGCAAGACUGAGACCAGCCAGAUUCAGAAGACUGUGAGCUGCCUAAAGCCGCAACCAAACUGCAUUCCAAACAAUGAUCUGGACCUGAAACAUCCAGAGCCUGAAAGGGAUCAUGAUGAAGAAAUGCCUCAGCAAGGCUCAGAAGCCAUGCAUUCUUCUUCAGCGCAAGAUUCUGAAGAGACUGAGACAAGCCAGAUUCAGAAGCUUGUGAGCUGCCUAAAGCCGCAACCAAACUGCAUUCCAAACAAUGAUCUGGACCUGAAACAUCCAGAGCCUGAAAGGUGUCACAGUCAUCGUCUGGUGUGCACAACAAUAUCAUCUUUGGACAAGUGCAUUCAGUGUGUGGGACCGGUUUCCUCCCUCAAGUGGCUUGGCUAUAAGUGCAAAGUUUGUUUAGGGGUCUGGCACAAAUCCUGCCUUGCAAAAUUGUCAAAUCAGAAUUGUCACCAGUCAACACAGAAAGAAGAAAUUUCUGAAUAUUCAGGGGAAGAUGGAUUGCCACAUUCAGUUCUGGAUCAAAUAUCAAGCGAUGAUGAUGGCAACCACAGCAUAUCAGAAGAAGAAUAUGUGCCAGAUUCAGAGUCAUAUGAUGAAGAUUCAGAUGAAGACAUCUCAUUAUUGCCAAGCACAUCAAAAGGUCUGCUAUGCCAAGAUGACAUCUCCAAAGCGCAUGAACAAUCAGAUUCAACGAAUUUAAUCCACAACUUGACAAAGGACAAGCCAGAAGAUAAAAGUGAGCUUUGCGAAACUGAAUCAGAAAAAAUGACUUUAAGUAAAAGAAAUUACUGCUAUUUUUGUGGCAAACCACAAGCUAAAAUUUCCCGCCACCUGAAAACGCACAAAACAGCUCCUGAUGUUGUGCAUGCAUUUUCCCUGCCUAGAGACUCAAACGAGCGUAAAAGCCUGUUAGAGAAAUUGAGAAAUAAGGGACAUUUUAAGCAUAAUGCUGCAGUGUUGCAUGGUGGAGUGGGACCACUGAAAGUGAAGAGAAGACCCAAGAUUAAAGCAGUAGAGGGAAAGUUUGCUCAUUGCUUUUAUUGUCAAGGGAUGUAUGUUCGCAAGGAUCUUUGGAGACAUGUCCACAGAUGUCCUAACAAACCAAAAGAUGACACGGAUAAAGAACCUGGAAGAACCAAAGUACUCGGCCUGGCUUUAACUCUGGAGUCUCAGUGUUAUCCGCAGGUGUCAAGUGGAGUGUGGAAGGUUCUUGCUGUUAUGAAACAAGAUGAGAUUGCCUCAGCUGUGCGAAAUGACUUUACUGUUAUUCAGUUUGCCCAGUCCCUCUACAAUAAACAUGGACAAGACCCUACUAAGUAUGAUUAUAUACGACAGAAGCUUCGUGAAGCGGGACGUUUGUUGUUGUGUCUGCGUACAGAAUUCUCAGUGCAUAACAUCGAAGAAGCUAUUAAGCCUGCUAACUUCCAGAGAGUUGUGCAAGCAGUAAAGAAAGUUUCAGGUUUUGAUGAAGAGACACUGUCAUACAAAACUCCAAGCCUUGCGCUGAAACUGGGACAUACACUGCAUAAAAUGUCUGACAUUAUCCAUUGUCGUGCCCUCAUGACAGAGGAUGAAGCCCUAAUCAAGUCCACUGAUGCGUUCAAGAAGUUGUAUGUCUCCAAAUGGUCCGAGAUGGUGUCUCACCGUGCCUUGAACACAUUGAGUGAGGCAAAGUUUAACAAGCCAUCAACAUUGCCCUUUACAGAAGAUGUUCGGAUUCUCCAUCACUACCUUCAAAAAUCUGCAGAAAGUGCCUUUUGCAGCUUGGAGAACGAAGCCACAGCUCAGAAUUAUGCCCAACUUGCACAAGUUACACUCUCACAAAUCAUUGUGUUCAAUCGAAGACGUUCUGGAGAGGUUUCAAAGAUGCGCCUCAAAAGUUUUCUUGAAAGAGACAAAACGGCACUCCACACAGAUGUUUCCAUGGGGCUCUCAGAAAUGGAACAGGGACUCUGUAACUAUUUCUGUAGAAUAGAAAUAAUGGGAAAAAGGGACAGAAAUGUUCCAGUUCUGCUAACACCAAGCAUGCUGGAUGCUCUGUCACUACUGGUUAGUAGGAGGCCUGACUGUGGUAUUUGUGCCACUAAUAUCUACCUCUUUGCAAGACCCCGAUCAAUGAGUCAUUACAGAGGAAUGGACUCCUUGCGUGUUCAUGCACACCAGUGUGGAGCAAAGCACCCUGAGUAUCUAAGAUCGACACAGCUCAGAAAACAUGUUGCCACACUCUCACAAGUCCUUAAUUUGAAAAACAAUGAACUUGAUCAGGUUGCAGAUUUCCUGGGUCAUGAUAUCCGCGUUCACCGCGAAUUCUACAGAUUACCAGUUCCCACAACACAGCUGGCCAAGAUUUCCAAACUGCUUUUAAUACUGGAAAAAGGACAUCUUUCCCAGAUCCAGGGGAAAUCACUGGAUGAGAUCGAAAUUGAAGAUGAAAUUGCAUUAAGUGAUGCUGAAACAAAGGACAGUGAGAGUGAAUCAGAUGAUGAUGACACAGCACUCACAAUGUCGGCGUGUGGCACCAGUGAGCCUGUACAUGCAGUAGCUGAUUCCACAAACACAGCGCAGCUCCAAGACACUGUAGAUUGUGCAGAUGAAGAACCACUCAUAAUGCCUGCAGCAAGUGAGACUGCUGCUCCCUCUGAAGAUAAAAAUGCUGCUCAAUCCCACAAUUCCCGAAGAGCUCCCAAAAACAUGUGGUCCAAGGCUGAGGUUGCUGCAGUGAUGAGGCAUUUUAAAGACCACAUAAACAAAGGGAAACUGGCCACCAAAAAUGAAUGCAGUCAUUGCAAAUUGGUAGAAGAUCCGAUGUUGGCAGGAAGAACAGUUCAAAACAUAAGAGAUUUUGUAAGAAACAGAGGAUUAACUGCAAAAAGGCAGAAAAAAAUGAACUAAAAUAACUGUUUAGCCAGAUGUGGUUUUACAUCUUGGUCAGAUGGCCAAACUGUUGUUAAAACUGAGUUAUUGUGCAGCAGGCUGCCUGAUGUUCUGUUUAAAAAAAGUUCUUGUUAAUUACAGAAGUAGUUUGUAUUUCAUAAUUUUUUUAAUUAAUUUAUUUAGUUUUUUUGACAGGUUCUUAUUUUAAUAUAUUUUUUUUGACAGGUUAUAUUUAAAAUAAAAAAAUAUAAAUGCAUAUUUUCUCCCCUUAAUAUUUACCUUUAAACUUCUAUAUUUUUAUAUUUCUGUGGUUAGCGUGGGCAUUUUUGUCCAUAGGGUUAGGGUU
Pelmatolapia mariae (spotted tilapia) is the source of this 3732-nucleotide messenger RNA. RefSeq lists its product as uncharacterized. The record is from RefSeq and is a predicted model, not a curated record. The transcript has 13 exons. Gene Ontology annotation, molecular function: protein binding. Bases 63 to 3404 code for a protein of 1113 amino acids. NCBI's taxonomy places the organism in Eukaryota, Metazoa, Chordata, Actinopteri, Cichliformes, Cichlidae.